UGUCUGUGUUUUUUCUCGUUAUUGUUUUCUCGUUUCAUUUUCUCGUUUUUUGGAGAAAAACUUUUUUGGGUACUAUUGUUCUAUCCAAAAACAAAAAAAAUUCAGUUACAAAUUAGUUAAGCGUUCGUUGGAUUUUAGUUAGAAAUUUACUGAAAAAAGACACACUUAAAAACAGUUAGAUACACUUAAUAAUUGCACUUCUUAUACCUACUGAUUACACUUAUUAACUAUACUCAAUAAUGCCUGCAAAAAAAGUAAAAACCAAUAUUCCACUUCAAUCAAACACUCGUAAAAGAAAUCCUAUAAUAAUUACACCAGAAAACAUCUGCAAUAAUACCUCGUCCAAUUCUAUUGACUCUAAUAUCAAUCUUACAAAUACUGCUAUUGCUACUAAUACUACUUCCACUCAUAUCGCUAACAUUAACACUAUUGCCAACUCUAUUAAUAACUCUAUUAAUAACACUAACAAUAAAAUUAACAUGAAUAACAACUAUAAUUAUUCGAACAGUAAUUCACAAAAUUACUAUCAAACUUCAAAUAAAAAUCAAAAUCAAAAUCAAAAUCAAAAUCAAAAUCGAAAUUCAAAUUCCAACGCAAAUCCAAAUCCAAAUUCUAAUUCAAAUAAAAAUACAAAUAUUUACUACUACGAUAACAAUCCUUCUACUACCAACUCCACCACACAUCAGCUGUAUCUCUAUAAACAAUCUAACAAUCGAAAUCAAAUCCAAAUCCAAAAUGAUUCCCAAUCUCAGUCUCACUACAACCCAUACUCUCAACAACUGUCAAUAAUUUCAAACGUUCCUCAUCAAUAUUAUAACCUGCAGUCUGUUCAAACUUCCUACAAUAAUACCUACAAUAAUUAUCCUUCAAAUUACGACAUAAGUCGACCUCACUCUCGCUCAAAUAUCAAUACAAAUAAUACUAAUAACAUGAAUAUAAAUAGUAACGCCAUCCCAGCUAAUGAUUCGACUUUUGCAAACCAAAAUUCAAAUACAAAUACAAAUACAAAUACAAAUACAAAUACAAAUACAAAUACAAAUACAAAUACAAACUCACAUUCUAAUAGUCUUCUUAAUCCACUCUCAAAUUCAAUUACAAAUACCCCCAUAAAUAUCAACUCAUACCAACCCCCAUCUCAAUACAUUGGAUACCCCUACCACUAUCUUCCCCAAGAUCAAAAGCUACAACCCUUUCAAUAUAAAUACUCUUCCAAUCCUCUCAUCAACUCCAGUAGCGCUAGCACUAAUCCUGUUUCCAAUUACUACCAAAAUCAAAAUCCCAUUUCCACCUCAAAUCCUGCCCCGAACCUGCAGCUCAACCCCGAGUCUUUGCAACUCCUGCCCUAUUAUCAGCUGCCGCUUUCUGUCCCGAAUACUCUCCUCUCUAAAUCAGGUAAUCUCAAAUUUGCUGAAAGAACUGAAAGAACUGAAAAAAAUGAAAUAACUGAAAUAACCGAAAUAGCUGAAAGAAAAGAGAGAAUUGAAAGAAUCGAUUUAGAUUCUCAAAAUACAAUAAAUAAUAUCCCCAACAUGCACAUCCCAAAUUACUAUUCUACUCACCAGCUGAAGAACCAGCUGCUGGAUUUACUACUGAAAAAUCCUUCCAAAAUUCAAUACAAUAAUACUGACCAAAUUCAUUCGCAAGAAAUUGAAAAUCAGCAUCAAACUCAACCAUAUCCAAAUUCUUAUUAUUCUUAUCAAUAUCCUUAUCAAUACCAUUACCAAAACCCACCAGAUUCAAAAAAAAAUAAAAAAAACUCAAAUCAAAAUAAUACUGACAAUAAUUAUGAUACGAAAAAUAAUGAUAACUUAUUUCAUAACAUCAAUUAUAACAAAGACCAAUUCGAAAUCUCAAAUAACUUGACUAAAAAACAAAUCAUUCCUAGAAACUCAAAUGCUAAAAAAUUCAAUAUUAUUACUGCUGAAAAUAUCAACAAAAAAAGUAAAAAUAGAGCAAGGAACAAGAAAAAUGAAAAAAAUGAUGAAACUGAUGAAAAAACUCCCAAAAUACUUAGAAGCAUUAGAAAUGCUAAAAACACAAACAACAAAACCAAAAAAGUUUCCAAUAACCCUGAAACUGAUGAUAAAACUAAAAUUAAAGACGCUAUUAUUCACGAUUAUAAAGAGGGAAUACUCAAUCAAUUCAGUAUAAUCAAAUCUGCUGACGUUAAUGAUACACUGUCUAAAAUUAGAAAGAGAAAAAAUGAUAUGGAUGCUAUUUUAAAUCCUUUGCCUUCUACUGCCUCAAUAUCUACCACCAAGCUCAACGAGUUAUCAUCAAAUAGUGAAACAAGCGAAAUUGAAAAGAAAAAUCAAACUCUUCCUAAAAACAAAAACUCUACUAUCAGUAAAAAUCUAGUAAAAGUCAUAAAAUUUAAUCAAAGAGACCCUGAGAGUAUGCAAAAGAAAAAAUUAAAAAGUUCAAAACCUUUAAAAUUAGAUGCUAUUCUUAAUAACAAUUUUGACAUAGACAAGUCUCUAAACUAUAUUCAUAGUGAAAAAAUAACACCAAAAAGAAAGGUAAGUGUUUCAAAUGAAAACGAAAAUAAAUCAUUUUUUAAUGAUUUAGACGAGUUUGAUCAGUCAGUAAAAGAUGAUCUAUUUAGUAUCACAAAUACUUCGGCUUCCAAACAGAACAUAAAUAACAGAAAUAUAGAGAUAUUGAUCGAUGCUUCCAAAAAGGUCCAUUCAAUCGAUGAUGACGUUUCUGCUGCGGUUAACGUUCUAUUCGAUAUUUUUAAUAAUUCGAAAAACAAUUCGGCUCUGAGUUCACCACAUGAACAGCAGUUUGAUGCCAUUAAGAUUAACAAUACUUACAAUAUUAACAGAAAUAACAUCAGCAAUUCUAACAAUACUUCAAAAAGAAAUUGGAGCACAAGCACAGAAACAGAAAAUAGUUUGACAGAAGAGAAAAUCAAAGAUAUUCUAUCUUUAGAUAACAGUUUUUCUUCCCACCUAUUGGUUGUGAAACCCAAAGAAGUCUUUGAUAGACAAUAUAAAAAACAAAAGCUUGAAAAUGGCCAUUUAACUUAUACGACAACCUUGGAUAACUAUCAGGUAAAAGAUAAAGCACGGCUAGCAAGUGACAUUGGCCCCUUCUCUUCUGGGGAAUUGAAUAAGUCUAUAAAAAACAAAAUUAUUCAAAGCUCGAAAAACGACCAUGACGACUCGAUUGAUACUGACAGAGAAGAAGUCGAUAUAUCUGUUCUUCACAAUCUUUCAAAAGUAAUUGUCAAAGGCGGAUCUGAAAUCACUGCAGUAGUAACAAACAGCAACCGUAAAAGAAGAGCGCAAAAUUUAUUCAAAAAUUAUACUAGGUUAACGGAUUUUGCUGAAAACAAUAAAGAUAAGAUUCUCCAGGCUCAAAUAUACAAGAAGGAGCAAUUAUUAAAAGCGCUAACAUCAUUGCCUCCCACAUGUUCAAUUACCGGACUUUUGCAACAAGAAAAAUUUGAUAAAAACUCUAUAGAGCUCAAUGAGCUAAUUGAUGCUGAGAGAGAUAUGAUGGAAAGAAGAGACUAUGAAUUAAUAAGAUUGAAGCUAUGGGAACGUUAUCGAUUGAAUUUGAAUUGGAAAAUAUACCUAAAGGAUAAUUUUGAAAACUAUGGCAAAAUUUAUAAUUUACAAAUGAAAAAAUUGGAUUCUUUAAAGGAAUAUUUAGAGAAUCAAAAAAGGAAAAUGACAUUGAAUAACAAUAGAGAAUUAUUUGAUAUAAAUUCUAAACUAUCAAACAAUUUACUCUUUGGAUUUGAUAAUACCGAUGAGUUUCUGGAAGAUAUAAACAGCGCAAUUAAUAAAAUUUUAAAUAGUAAUGAUGACAUCAAUGAAAGUAAAUUAGAAUCUAAUAUGGAACCUAGUUCUGAUAGUGAAAGAAACAUUAGAGGAAGAUUAAACCGAAUGAGAAAAAACAUGGAAUUAAGCACCCAACCAAAACCAUUGAAGUCAAUAAUUGAUAGUAAAAUAUUAUUUAAUAGUAAUUCUGCAUCCUCAUUAGCAUCAUUGAAAGAAGGUUUUUCUCCAUUGGUCUCUAGGAAUGACUUUUUACUUAUUACAGAUGAGAACUUAGGUGAUAAAAACAUAAAACUAUCAUAUAAGAAGAUGCUUGAUAGUAAUGGUAAUAAUUCUCGAAGUGAAACACCCUUCAGUGGUAAUCCCUCAGCAAAUAAUAGCCAUACCAAUUUAAUGAAUUAUAAUAGUGAUAGUAAUGGUGAGAGCACUUCUGAGAGUAAAAGUACCAAAACCAUUGAGUCCUGUAGAAAUAGAAGAAAUGGAUAUCUGAGAAGAGGUAGAAAUGCUGGGAUAUCACGAGUAAUACAAGAAAAUAAAGAGAAGGAAAAAGAAAAAGUAAAAGAAAUGUCCAAUUUAAGAAUUAGAAAAUCUUAUGUUUUAAAAGGAUUAUCAAAUGAAGAGCUCGAAAACGAUUUGAUAUCACUUGGAAUAAAUGUUGAUAAGUAAAAAAAAACUUAAAUAAUAGUAUCCACUCAAUUUGGUUCAUUUGACAAAAUAAAUAAUGAAUAAUGAC
Molecule: messenger RNA, 4521 nt
Organism: Ascoidea rubescens DSM 1968
Lineage: Eukaryota; Fungi; Ascomycota; Saccharomycetes; Ascoideales; Ascoideaceae
Exons: 2
Coding region: 240-4454 (1404 amino acids)
Source: RefSeq, a predicted model, not a curated record